GGUAGAAUUAGAUUUAUAUUUAGAUUCUUCUGAGGAGGAUUUUAUUCCUCCUUCUCCCAAUGUAGUUAACACUAUUAGCCAGUUUAAUACGUCAGUCAGGGUCACGGGUGAUCCAGUUUUAAAGGGCGAGUUAAGAAAUUUGAGGGAUAGGAAUGUUGAAGUAAUUAAAAAUUUUCCUGUCACUAAUGAUGUUUUUCUUUUAGAUGGGAAUGAAACUGGGUCACGGCCUGAGAAUUCCCAGGGUCUUUUAAUGGUGGGAAAUGACGGCCUAAGUGGGGAGGCUUAUGGCCUUCAGGAAUCUUGGACGGAAAAUAUCAGGCUGGAUAUUGAGGACGGCGUUCCAGGGGUGGAACGUUUUAAUGCAAAGGGAGAAGAAACAAGGACGGAAAAAGGGCAGCAAUUAAUGACUAACACGGAUCCCAGGGCUACUGGUUUCCAGAAUACAGAGAAGGUUACGGCUGCAUCUCAAAGGAUUCAGUCUGCAGUGCCUCAGGACCCGAGUACAGGUGUAAAGAUCGUAUGGGUGAUGGGGCAUUCGUUUAUAUACUGGGCCAAUGCUGAGGCCAGUAAGAAAAUGGGCGGCCUUCAGCUUGGGUGUCCUGUGGAUCAAUGGGAGGUCAAAUGGUUUGGGAUUAGGGGGAUGUGCUGGGAACUCUUUUUUCCGUUGUUUCUAGAUUUUGGCAGAAUGUUUCCUCGUCCUCAGGUUUUGAUAGUGCAUUUGGGGGGAAAUGAUUUAGGUAUGAUUCCUCAAAAGGAACUAGUUAGAAGAAUCAAAAGAGAUCUGGGCAACAUAAAGGAACUUCAUCCUGAAAUCAAAAUAAUUUGGUCACAGAUUACUCCUAGGUUGGUUUGGAGAUCAGCGAGGGAUUAUGAUAGGCUAGAAAAGAGUCGUAAAAAAAUUAACAAAAUAAUUAGCUCUUUUGUUAAGAGGUUGGGGGGAGGCGUAGUUUUCCACCCAGAUUUUGAAGUCGAUGGGGCUGAGGAAUUUUAUUUAAAAGAUGGUGUUCAUUUUAACCAAUUUGGGCUGCAGCUAUUUAUUUUCGAUAUAAAAGAAGCUUUGGGAAAAAUAUUGGGUUUGGCGGGACUGGGCUGUUCGGUCAGUCCAGUCGGUGGCGGGGGUGCUAGUUCCCAGACAAAUAUGGUACGCAAUAUGGCCAAGUGAU
This is a messenger RNA of Bombina bombina (fire-bellied toad), 1163 nucleotides long. RefSeq lists its product as uncharacterized. The record is from RefSeq and is a predicted model, not a curated record. Bases 251 to 1162 code for a protein of 303 amino acids. NCBI's taxonomy places the organism in Eukaryota, Metazoa, Chordata, Amphibia, Anura, Bombinatoridae. The transcript has 3 exons.